GAAAACCCUCACCACUGUAUUUACCAUUUUCCUUCCCCAAGUAUUCUCUAACAAAACCCCAAUACGGUCCCAGCAGUGUCCGUUCUCGGGUGCCCUGAAACCAGACUCCCUAUCUCAUUAUCUUCUCUACUUGCUUUAAAAGCUUCAGCAACACUCGCUGUCUCAAAAAUGGAGUCUUCCCAACCCCAACAACAGCAGCAACAAGGACCCAAGAAGAGAGGCCGAAAACCGAAGCCAAAAGACGAGAAAGAUCAGCAGCAACAAAGUGCUGGUAAAACGAAAGAAGGAAAGAAAUCCCAACAACCAAGCGUUGAUGAGAAGUACACUCAAUGGAAGUCUUUGGUCCCUGUUCUCUACGACUGGCUUGCUAAUCACAAUCUCGUUUGGCCUUCUCUCUCUUGCCGCUGGGGGCCACAGCUUGAGCAAGCUACUUACAAGAGUCGACAGCGUCUCUACCUCUCUGAGCAGACUGAUGGUAGCGUUCCAAAUACUCUUGUGAUUGCAAAUUGUGAAGUUGUUAAGCCUAGGGUUGCUGCUGCCGAGCACAUCUCUCAGUUUAAUGAAGAAGCACGCUCACCUUUCGUGAAGAAGUACAAGACCCUCAUACAUCCCGGAGAGGUUAAUAGGAUCAGAGAACUUCCACAGAACUCGAAGAUUGUUGCUACACACACUGAUAGUCCAGAUGUUCUUAUUUGGGAUGUUGAAGCUCAACCCAACCGGCAUGCGGUUCUUGGAGCUACACAUUCUCGCCCGGAUUUGAUUUUGACUGGACAUCAAGAUAAUGCUGAAUUUGCUCUUGCAAUGUGUCCUACUGAACCCUAUGUGAUCUCUGGAGGGAAGGACAAAUCAGUGGUUUUGUGGAGCAUCCAGGACCACAUAUCUGGUGGAUCGAUCAUCAAACAGAACAAGCCUGGGGAAGGUAAUGAUAAAGCAGCCGAAGGGCCUUCUGUAGGUCCUCGUGGAAUCUUCUGUGGGCAUGAGGAUACAGUUGAAGAUGUCGCGUUCUCCCCAUCCAGUGCACAAGAGUUUUGUAGUGUAGGUGACGAUUCCUGCCUCAUAUUAUGGGAUGCACGAGUUGCCACUAACCCUGCUGUCAAGGUUGAAAAGGCACAUGAUGCUGAUCUUCAUUGUGUUGAUUGGAACCGCCAUGAUGAUAAUCUUAUCCUAACCGGGUCUGCAGAUACUACUGUUUGUUUGUUUGAUCGAAGAAAUCUCACUUCUAAUGGAGUUGGAUCACCAAUUUAUAAGUUUGAGGGACAUAAAGCUGCUGUUCUAUGUGUUCAGUGGUCUCCGGACAAGUCAUCUGUAUUUGGUAGUUCUGCUGAGGAUGGCCUCUUAAACAUUUGGGACUAUGACAAGGUUGGCAAAAAGGUGGAUCGUCCUUCAAAGUCUAGUUCUACGGCAGGACUUUUUUUCCAGCAUGCUGGCCACAGGGACAAAGUUGUUGAUUUCCAUUGGAAUGCAUCUGAUCCGUGGACCAUUGUAAGUGUUUCUGACGACUGUGACACCACCGGUGGAGGAGGGACAUUACAGAUAUGGCGCAUGAGUGAUCUGAUCUACAGGCCAGAGGAGGAGGUCUUGGCGGAGCUCGAGAAAUUCAAGUCCCAUGUCAUUUCAUGUGCCGGUAAAACAUGAGUGACAAGAUUGAUCGGAAGGCUUUGAUAGAUCCAGAUCGACUGGUAGGCAGCCAUGUUAGUGAUUUGCAGAUUUUCAGGCAUAGAUGCUUUUAGACAAACGGUUUUAGCAUUGAUAUUUGUGUGUUAACACUGAUCAUAACAUCAAGGCAACUGCUGGACCAUGAACCA
Molecule: messenger RNA, 1805 nt
Organism: Hibiscus syriacus
Lineage: Eukaryota; Viridiplantae; Streptophyta; Magnoliopsida; Malvales; Malvaceae
Product: WD-40 repeat-containing protein MSI4-like
Exons: 15
Coding region: 169-1635 (488 amino acids)
Biological process (GO): regulation of gene expression
Cellular component (GO): nucleus
Molecular function (GO): histone binding
Source: RefSeq, a predicted model, not a curated record